Messenger RNA from Telopea speciosissima, 766 nucleotides. RefSeq names its product RING-H2 finger protein ATL8-like. Lineage: Eukaryota; Viridiplantae; Streptophyta; Magnoliopsida; Proteales; Proteaceae. The record is from RefSeq and is a predicted model, not a curated record. The transcript has 2 exons. Bases 1 to 729 code for a protein of 242 amino acids.
AUGGCGCCCCUGCCCCUUGCCCCUGUCUCUGCCCCGGGUGGAUACCCAGAAACUCAUAAAACCCCCAACCUCUCCCCUCUUCCCAUCGCCCCACUCCGACCCAACCUCUCUCUCUCUGUCUUCCUCUUCCUCGUCUGGAGUACUGAGAGACUAACCAUGCCGUUAAGAUACCUAACCGGCAUCAAUUCCUCCUCCUCAUCGUCGACGUCGUCGGCGGUGGUAGCAGAACCGCCGGUCUCCGUCAACGUGGACUCCGACUUCGUGGUCAUUCUAGCGGCUCUCCUUUGUGCCUUAAUUUGUGUUGUCGGUCUAGUAGCAGUAGCUCGGUGCGCGUGGCUCCGUCGAGCUUCGGACAGCUCCGCCGGAACUGGGCGGUCACAACCUCGGGCUUCGGCGAAUAAAGGGUUAAAGAAGAAAAUAUUUCGGUCACUCCCCAAACUCACCUUCAACGCCGAUGUCAACGGAAAGUUGGCCGACUGCCCUAUCUGCUUAACCGAUUUCGUUGAUGGAGAUGAGAUCCGAGUGCUGCCGCAGUGUGGCCACACCUUCCAUGUUGGAUGCAUAGAUACUUGGCUUGGGUCCCACUCUUCCUGUCCUUCCUGCCGUCAGAUUCUUGUUGUCGCCAUGUGUCAGAAGUGCGGUGGCCUACCGGCGACCUCCGCCGUCGGCGUUAACACAGAGUCCGGUUUGAAGGCAAGAGAGGAUGAUGUCAAUAGGUUUUUACCUUAAUACCCUAAUCAAUAGGGGAAAUUCUCUCUCUCUCUCU